UGUUCAAAGUCUCUCCAGAAGUCCAAACACGAAGAGUUUCAACAGGCAGCAAUAUGGAACAUCCAGCUUUGGCUCCACAAAGGUCACCUGAAUAUGAGCGAAUGGAACCGUCUCGCGCACUUCAACAACCCGUUUGGGUUCAUGGAAUAUAAAUAUACUGACAUCAAAAAGUCAGUCGAUUUAAUCCCGAAACCCAAGCAUUAUCAGCUUUUACCAGUUCCCACUGGUUCAGUAGAUGGAUGUAUUCGCUGCGCUGUAGUCGGCACCAGUGGCAUCCUCAACGGCUCCAGAAUGGGCAAAGAGAUCGACUCCCAUGAUUACGUUUUUCGAGUGAACGGUGCAGUCACUAAAGGCUUCGAGGAAGACGUCGGAAAUAAAACCUCAGUGUAUGUACACACAUCGUUCGCCUUAACCGCAUCACUUGUAAACCUGGAACAGUAUGGCUUCAAACACAUUCCACAUGAUGAGGGAAUUAUAUAUGUGAUGAUUCCAGAAGGGCAGAGAGAUUUUGAGUGGAUUGAAGGCCUCUUGGAGAAAAAAAAAAUGACAAAUGGAUACUACAAAGGAUACAGACCAAAGACGUACUACAGCAACCACUUCCAAGAGGAUAAAUUUUAUGUGCUUCAUCCUGACUUUCUAAGAUACAUCCGGAACAGGUUUAUGCCAUCUGAAACUCUGAAAAGGUCCUUCUGGCAUAUGUACAGACCCACAAAUGGAGCCAUCACAUUGUUCUUAGCUCUUCACUCCUGUGAUAUAGUGGACGUGUAUGGAUUUAUCACUGCCAACCACAGCAAGUACCCUAACUAUUACUUUGAAAGAACCAGAAAAACUCCAGUUAUUUUUUAUAUCAAUCAUGACUAUAAUGUGGAGAUAAAAACUUGGAAAAAGCUGCACGAUGCUGGAAUCAUCAACCUUUACCAAAGACACAAAGACCUAAACUGACUGUGACUUCAAGAAAUGUUUUGUUCCAAAUUUAUUUUAUUUCUAAAUUUCCAGUACAUUCAUUUAAAUAUUUGUAUAAUGCAUUAAUUUUUUUUUAUAUUAUUAUAUGGGUUUUGUUACAUAAUUAGUGGGUCAUGAAAGAUUUUUCCACAAUGUGGGACAAUUUUAACGUGUUACUUUAGUUGUGAUUUUUUUCCAGUAGAAGACCUAGGAGGUCUAAUGUAAAAAAAAUAUAUAUAUAUAUUUUAAUUGAGAAAGUCUUUGCAUUAUGUGAUUUUAUCCAAAAGACUAACAUUUUGGGCACAAGAGAUCACAUAAUAGGAAUUCUUAAUUACUGUUUGAUUUUAUUUUUCUGUUUUAAGCACUUAUUUUACAUAUUUAUAUAGAAAUCAGAAUAAAUAAAAUUAUCAUAUAAAUAUGACUUAUUUUUUUAAAAGCCUGUGAAACUUCCUACAGUUGAGUAAUUGUGGCUUUCUGCCAGCAGAGGGCAGUAAUAUUUUUUUUCUAUAAAUAACAAGAUGUGUGGAAGCAUGUAAAUAUGUUUGACCUGUUUAAGGAAAUAAUGAACUUGUUGAUUCAUGUCGAUAUGCCAUUACAUGUAAAUUAUGUCCAUAAGGAGAAGCACAUAAACAGUAUCAAUAAUUAGAUAGGUUGUGACAAGUCUGAAAAGGCAUGAAAAUAAUACUGGGACAUUAUUAAAGCUCCAUUUGUUUUGGAUUAAAACUGCACAAGUUACAACCUUGUAUCUCUUGAUGCAUCUAUCUAUCUAUCUAUC
Molecule: messenger RNA, 1717 nt
Organism: Clarias gariepinus (North African catfish)
Lineage: Eukaryota; Metazoa; Chordata; Actinopteri; Siluriformes; Clariidae
Product: alpha-N-acetylgalactosaminide alpha-2,6-sialyltransferase 1-like
Exons: 7
Molecular function (GO): sialyltransferase activity
Source: RefSeq, a predicted model, not a curated record